This is a messenger RNA of Rhizophagus irregularis DAOM 181602=DAOM 197198, 707 nucleotides long. The record is from RefSeq and is a predicted model, not a curated record. NCBI's taxonomy places the organism in Eukaryota, Fungi, Glomeromycota, Glomeromycetes, Glomerales, Glomeraceae.
AUUCCACAUUGGGAAUACAGAACACGUUUUCUUUCCACGUUGUGCAUCCGAUCAGUAAACAACUCGAGUAGUCGAGUAUCACAGAUUACAUUAAUUAUGAUAAACUCUGCUUCUCCGACUUACUUUUAAAACUUAAGACUUUACUUUCACCUUUAAAUAUGCAAGAAAUUGAGGUUGCACCCAGAGACGUUUUUACUCACUAUAUUAACGUCAAAAAAGGGCAAACUAUAUUAUGGUGGUUUUCCACAAAAAAGAAAAACAUUUCGUUUGGCUUAUAUCAGAGAAAAGGACCAGCUGUUUCAGCAAGAAAUGUUUUCAUAGCUGCAUCUACAACAAACUCAGCUACAGAAGUUCUUACGCCCAUGGAGAGUGGGCAUUUAUCGCCCGUUUCAAUAAGACAAAAUAAUACACCCGCUCUAUCAACAACUAAAUCUAGAACGAGUUUACAUAGCGUUGCAAGUGGGGUCAGCAGAACUUCUAUUGAUACAAAUGAUACUGACGAUAAUGAAGAAGCAUCUGGAGAAAACAAUACGGAAUUAGGUGCUACGCUGAAUGAUUCAACCUCUGCUCAAUCCCUUCAACCCACUAGUCCUGUCUUCAAUCGCGGACGCAAAAAGUAGUUAUCUAGUGCAAGAAGAAGGGACUUACUGUUUAUGUUUCGAUAACUCGUUUUCACGUAAUACUUCAAAGGCGUUGACUUUUUUUGU